AUGGUUGCGUUUCCCAUCAAUGGUUCAGUAAUGGUCAACGCUGUUAUCUGUCAACUCGCGGAUGAUGGUCACAAGUUUAAUGACUUUCUUGGAGUUUACUGGCAUUAUCUGCUUGUUUCACAGCCGUUGGUUUCAAGAACCACAUCCUGGAUCGAAGAUCAAUGCACUAGUCAUCAGGGCUCAGUUCCACACAUAAUCGACAACAGAAUGUUUCACCAUUUGACGAUUUGGGGCAAAUCAAGGAACAUAACUGACUUUCUCGUUCGAGCAAAUGACGACCUACGAUGGCUGAGUACUGACACAGAUAGAGAUGCGGCUAGGACAGGACCUUCAUCGUAUAAAUUAUUCAAUGUUACUUCUGGACUCCUUCCUGUACCCGGUGAUUUCAAAUUUGAAGAUUACCAAGAAAAUGAAAACGCAUUAGUCUGCGAGUUCUCAAGCCACCGCGUCUUCGCUAUCAAACCUGUCAAUCAGACGGAAAUUCCCGGUGUUCAAUGCGAAUCGACAUCAGCGAGCUCUAUCGAAGGAUCCUCGACGGAAGAUUACUUCUCUCCGAAUUUUAACAGAAACAAAGUCCUUAUUCAUGGCAUGGAUUUUGGAAGUUGUGACGACCCGUUUUAUUACAACACUAGCAUGAAAUUUGAUUCGCUUUCUUGGGAAGGCAACAGAUAUGGAAGCUCUGUCGAAGCUUGGCUUUUCCUUCCACGAACCCAAACGUCCGAAAUGGCGAACUUUGGUGCUAUCCCAGGCAUCGCGCCAUUUACGCCUUGUGUCUCCAAAUUUAAAGCUUCGGCAAUGCCCAGAGCUUGUUUUAAUCCUCUUGACAAUGUCACUCUUAUGCUCGGGGUUAACAUGAAUUUGGAGGAACGCAACUACAAGGCCAGAUGGCCAAGAGUUCGACUUCGUCUUCGGAUAGACUUUUAUGAAGAGGCGGAUUCAUGGCUUCAAAUUUACGAAAAUGACCCAUUUCGGUCGGAGUUUCAUGAAGUUUCAGAUCUCAGCACGCAAGAACUCACGAUUGACUCCCACGACCGUGACAUAAUUGUACUUCCUCUUCGCGAUUCAUCAUUAUUUCUUGCCAACGCAAGUCAUGGACCCGAUUAUCAUGUUCUUCUCCAUUUCGAAGAUUUGCCGGAUUUCAGUGUCGCAAUAAGGGAUCAGGCAUUCAUCAAGACACUCGACAAUGGACUCUACAGUACUUUCAUGAGUUCGUUUUCCACGUAUACUUUCGGAAAUGGAGGUCAACCAUUCUUGUUCACGGUGAAAAAUGCGUCGAGUCUUCAAACGAAAAAGGAAAUUAAUUUCGAUCUUGAACAGCCUGAGAUCGGCUUUGCGAAAGAAAACUUUAUUUAUGGCUGGCGGAAGGACGGAAAUACCGAUUUAGUAUUCGAUUCACUAAAAUAUGACGACAGCCGAUACGAACUUAUAAACAGCACAGAGACAACCAGCCACAAAUGCUUCCACAACUGCAUCAAGGCACCAGCAACAGGCGAACAGGUGUGCUUCCCUUUGACCCUGACAAUGAUCGACAAACUUGAGUUCAACAAGUCGCCAGAUAAAUACGAAAUGCAAAUAUCUGUUUGUGACAUAAACGAAUGCCUAGCAAACCCUUGUGGCGAUGCAGGUCAAUGUGAAAAUACAGACGGUGGCUAUGAGUGUGUUUGUGAUGAUGGUUAUUCUCAAAGAAAUUCUGAAGCAGUCUGUGAAGAUAUCAACGAAUGCGAUUCCCAAGAAUGGAGAGGAAACUCUUUUUUUGUACAAGCUAAAAGACGCUCUGCCACACUGGAUUCCGAUGGACCUUGCAGUGAGCAUGCGUAUUGCAUCAAUCUUGAAGGUAGCUACGAAUGUGAAUGCAAAGCUGGAUAUGAAGGUAUCAGCUGCAGAGGAAUCGAAUGUGAUGCCGGCCACAAUUGUACUGACAUAAAUGAAUGCGAGACUUUCUGCUUUGGGGAAAAUUCUGAUUGCGUUAAUACUCCUGGAAGUUUUACGUGUUCCUGCUCUACUGGCUUUGCUUUCCAAGAAGGAGAAUGCACAGACAUUGACGAGUGUAGAGUUUCUACUUUCACUUGUUCUCAGAACUCAAUUUGUAGUAACAAUCUUGGAAGCUAUUCGUGUGACUGUCAAAAAGGAUUCACAAAAGCAGCCAAUGGAGAGUGCGCGGACAUUGAUGAGUGCGAUUAUGAUGUCUGCGAGUACGACUGCAGGAACACAGUCGGCAGUUACGAGUGCGUGUGUCCAGUAGGCACAGAAGUGGCAGGCAGCGGCAAAUGUACCAAAGUGAAGAGCGAAGUAGAGAUGAAGGAUUCCGCCAAAAUGACGAAGCAAUUGAUGGCGCAGAUGGUAGACGAGUCUAUGAAGAAUGUCGUCAGCUCAAUUGACUAUACGAUGAACAACAUGGCUAACUUUUCUGAAAAAGUUUCGCAAGCACUGUCGGAAACAGCAAUUUCGCUGGAAAAGACGAUCAAAUCGAUGGUGAAUCCAAAGAUGCCGGAAGAAGACCCGUUUUUGGAGCUUAUUAUGGCUCACGCAUUCGACAUGACAAUGCGGAAGUCUUCAACAAUGACCGAGGCGAUGAGCAAAAUGGCAGAAUUUUUCGAGUUUGGAAAUAUUUUUGGAGAGUCUAAUGAUUUCUUUGCCCUAGCAGAGGGACAAGUCGGCAAUUUAACAUUGCCGAAUUUAGAAAUCCUCCAGUCAGCAAAAACAAGAACUCUCAGCGGAAGCCUUAGAGCCUCUCAAAUGAAUGUCAACCCGUUUAUCCAUUCUUUGGGCGAUCUUUCCCUUGAUCCGAACGUUUUCUUUAUCGAAAGUUCUCCAUCAGAAGUGCUUUUUCACGUUAAAAAGAAAAAGAAAGUCCCACCAGCAAGUCUCAGUUGUCUCUCGCGCUCUGCAGUUAUACUCAAAACAUUCUAUGUCCGAAAUUUGAUUUCGAUCUUUCUGGUGCUAGUAAUUUCGUGGCUGGCGAUUCACUGCGCCGUGGGAUAUCAAAACUUGUCUGUCUUCGACCGCGAUCUACUUGCAACAUCGGUCUUUGUCUCUGUUGUCGCUGAUGUUAUAUUUAUUCCCUUAUUGAAGAGUUACGCUUUGGCCGUUGCAAAGCGAGCGGUGAAUUAUCCGAUCAUUGUUAUUUUUCCGAAACUAACGGCAGAGUAUCACACGAACCCAUGCUCAUCAACCAUCUUCAAAUCGACAACUACAGCGCUAGAAAUGAAGAAAACAGUGAAACGAUCAAAACAGCGUCGGGAUAUUCUGAAAACUCUUUUCAAGUUUCUCAAGCUGGGCCUAAUCUCGGGCAGUCUUUUGGGCAUCACGAACUCGAUUGUCCCUACUGGGCAAUCAAAAUUUUUUAUUGAUUCGAAUAUUCGACAAGCUCUUGAAGCUGGACUUGAAGAUGUUUUGAGUAUGAAAGACAUUUGGACGUAUUUGUCCAAAGAAACAAUAUCUUUCAUUCACCCGAAUCAUCUGUCGCCGAAUGGAGAAAAGCUUUCUGAAGAUAAUCGCAAGUUUGCCGCCGACCUGGUGAAUUUUCGACUGGGCCCGGCUAUUCUAAAGCAGCACAGAAAUACUUGUGGAAUUUAUGAAAUCGGAUGGAAGGAAAAGGAAUCCAAUGAUACGGGUGUGUUGCAGAAAAUGAAAGAGUCGCCACUUCACUCACCCUGGGUCUCUCAUACAGAAAGUGUGAUUCCUUCUGAUUUGACGCUUCAGUCACCAAUUGAAAUCGAAGGUUGUGAGUUCUCAACGAUUCUAGGGACGUCAGUGACAAGUGGCAAAUUUAUUCUUGGCGAACUCCGUAAGAACAAGUGGAUAGACUUGAAAAGCAGUGUAGUCAUAUUUGAACAGUCGUUUCUCCAAGCGCAUUCAAAUGCUUUCAUUCAACUGCGCAUCAUUUUUGAACUAGUCGACGGCGGCGGAGUAGUCAGCUCCCUCACCAUCCAACAGUUGAGGAAUGUUGACCUCAGCGACAACACAAUCGCAGUCAGCCUUACGAUCUUCGGUUUCUUUCUGGCCGCGCAAAUCAUCUACUGCCUCAAACUGUUCACGCUGAAGAAACUGAGUUUCUACUCCUUCUUUCACUUUGGAAUAAUGUGCAUGGACCUCUCUAUCGUCGUAAUUUUCAUUUACCGAACUGAGUUGCUCCGCCAAACAAUGGCUACCUUCACCAUGAAUCCAAAAGGCACGCCCAACUUCGGAAAGCUGUUUCUAGUUCAGUAUCACUUCUUCUCCCUUGUUUCUGUAUCUCUCUUUCUGCAUAUACUCUACUUGAUACAUAUAUUCUCGACGCUGAAUAUUGUCCGAUCGUACAAGUACGUGAUCAAGAGCUUGAGAAAAUCACUGUCUCCGUUUCUAGGACUUUUGCUGCCAGUACAGCUCGGCCUUGCAUCGAUCGUUUAUCUUAUUUUCCAAAGCUAUUCGGUAAUGUACAAUGGCUUCUCUCAUACUUUUCUUUUAAUCAUUUGGCAGGGCUAUCUACGUCCUUCUGAUAUGCGAGAAGAGAUAGAAACGCUGCCAGGAGAUUUGCAGAUGUUGGCGAAGCUUAUCUACCUGUUUCUCAACUUUUCGAUGCUCUUCCUUGUCAUCAACAUCAUCAUCACUAUCAUCUGCGACGAGAACACCCGCGUCCGAAAAAUCGAGCACCAAUUCGACUGGCUCCCUUUCACCAGCUACUGGACGAAAAAACGAGCCAAAAGUGUAUUCAAACGAGCCAAAAAACUCUUUACUUUACAAAAAUAA
Messenger RNA from Oikopleura dioica, 4728 nucleotides. The record is from the annotation of a GenBank genome assembly. NCBI's taxonomy places the organism in Eukaryota, Metazoa, Chordata, Appendicularia, Copelata, Oikopleuridae.